Formica exsecta is the source of this 2849-nucleotide messenger RNA. RefSeq names its product 4-aminobutyrate aminotransferase, mitochondrial-like. Gene Ontology annotation, cellular component: mitochondrion. The transcript is spliced from 11 exons. Gene Ontology annotation, molecular function: pyridoxal phosphate binding. Bases 99 to 1598 code for a protein of 499 amino acids. Gene Ontology annotation, biological process: GABA catabolic process. Lineage: Eukaryota; Metazoa; Arthropoda; Insecta; Hymenoptera; Formicidae. The record is from RefSeq and is a predicted model, not a curated record.
UAUCAGCGCGUAUCAGCGGCCAGUACGGCACCAUCCCUUCCGCAGUGACGACGUCGCGGAGAGCAGCCCUCGUAUCCGCGCUCCCAUCUCUGACAGAAAUGAUCGUUAACAAGUGUCAUCGUGCGCUGAAGGCGCGGACCUCGCUUCGGCAGCUGCUAAACGGCGUCGCAACAACGUGGAAUAGAUGCUUAACCGGUUCAGUGUCGAGAGAACCAGAAGGGCCGGUAAUUAUGACGGAAAUACCGGGUCCUCGGUCUCGAAGCUUGCUACAAGAAUUGAAUGCGAUACAACAAGCAUCUUCCGUACAAUUCUUCGCAGACUACGAAAAAUCCUCCGGUAAUUAUAUAAUGGAUGUUGACGGGAACGCGUUGCUGGACGUUUAUAUGCAAAUCUCGUCAAUGCCCCUAGGGUACAAUCAUCCGGCGAUGUUGGAGGCUCUCGCCGAUCCCGUUAAUCAAAAAAUUAUAGCAAACAGACCUGCGUUAGGUGUCUUUCCAGGAAGAGACUGGCCUAAUAAAUUAAGGAAUAUUCUGCUCAACAAGGAGGUUGCUCCACCCGGAUUAUCGUAUAUCACAACAAUGAUGUGCGGUUCUUGUUCUAAUGAAAAUGCUUUUAAAAGCAUCUUUAUUUGGUACGCUGAAAAACAAAGACAAGGAAAACCAUUCAUGAAAGACGAGAUAGAAUCAUGCAUGAUAAAUCAAAUUCCUGGCUCGCCGCGAUACUCUAUUAUGUCCUUUAAAGGUGGCUUCCAUGGAAGAACUUUGGGUUGUCUCUCAACGACUCACAGCAAAUACAUUCACAAAAUAGAUGUACCAGCUUUUGAUUGGCCUAUCGCCUCUUUUCCAGAGUACAAAUAUCCUUUAGAAGAAAACGUCCGAGAAAAUCAGAGGGAAGAUAAACGUUGCCUCGCGGAGGUCGAAGAAUUAUUCGAAAAGUACAAGAACGAAAAGAAAGUACCAGUGGCUGGUGUAAUUAUCGAACCUAUUCAAGCGGAAGGAGGUGACAAUCACGCGUCGCCUGAAUUCUUUCAGGAACUUCAACGCAUAACGCGACAGCACGGAGCAGCGUUGCUUAUCGACGAAGUCCAGACUGGUUGCGGGCCAACGGGAAAAAUGUGGUGUCACGAGCAUUUCAAUUUGAAUACCCCACCAGACGUGAUGACAUUCAGCAAGAAAAUGCAAUUAGGCGGUUAUUAUCACUCGGAGGAUUUCAAGCCGAAACAAUCGUAUCGCGUGUUCAAUACUUGGAUGGGCGAUCCAAGUAAAUUGAUACUGCUCGAAGCGAUCAUGGGAAUCAUCAAAAAGGAAAAUCUUUUGGAUAGGGUCACGCGCGUUGGCGAUUAUAUGCUGAAGAAUUUGACGGAUAUACAAAAAGAACACUCCAGUAUAAUUAGCGCGAUACGUGGACGUGGAACUUUCAUAGCGUUUAAUUGUACCUCGCCUGAAAUGCGAGAUGCCAUCAUCAAGAGACUUACAGCCAAAGGUAUUCAGGUAGGUGGUUGCGGUAACCGAGCUGUGCGGCUGCGGCCUGCGUUAACUUUCACAGAACGUCAUGCUGAUAUAUUUUUGGAUGCGCUUCGUUCUGUACUAAAAGAAUAAGGGUAAACUCUGCGGUUUUUCGUGUUUUUCGAGUCAAAUGUCUUCCAUAUCAAAUGUCUUCCAUGUCAAAUGUCUUCCAAAUCAGAUGUCGUGCAUUAAAGAAUGGUUACGGAAAUGUAUGUACGGAGAUGUGUAUACGGAGUUAAAAAUACAUUCAUUAUUUUUAUAUGGCAGUUGCAUUAUGGCUAACAAUUUAUAUAUAACUUUUAAGAAAUGAUGCAGUGGUGCAAAAUGCAGCGAGAAUGUAUAUCUGACGAUUCUAGAAUUGAUUGAUAUGCAUUAUUAUUGCAUAGAACAUAAAUUGUUACAUUAGUUAUUUAAACAUUUCGUACAGUAUUUUCUAUAAUUUAAAAAAUGCUAUAAAAUUAUGCUAAGUUAAGAAUUAAUUAUUAUAACUUAUAUUUUGCUCUUUCGCUAUUAUUUAUUUCAUUAAUCGACUUGAUUAAUGAAACCAGAUAAUUUGUUGCACGAUCAUUAAAUGUCUUCCGAAAGAACUGCCAAUAAAAAAUGUUUGAGCUAUGUUUCAUGUUAUUGAUAAGCUCCAAUAUUAUUUAUCUCAACAUUUUCCUGAGUAUAUUAUGUGUAUACCAAAAUGUUCAUUUUCGAUGAUGACUCUUGUGUCAUACACAUAUAUAAGCCUUUCUAUCCUUAUCUACAAAGAAAUGAUUAAAGAGCGCAGAAAUGAAACCAUACGUAAAAUAUCUAAAUCCUGUGAUUAUUGCAAAUGUUUAUUUAUCAUCACUUUGGAAUACACCGAGAACAUCGAUACUUGUGGAACUCAACAUUUUAAUAAAUUCGCGAUUCUAAAUCGAAGAGUGAUACGAGAAUAGUUCUCUUUAAGCAGAAACGACUAUUCAUAAACUCUUUUCCCACCCCCCUUCCCUCCUGAAAUUGUCAGCUCUUUGCACUAGGUAAACGUACGCUAUCAGCGCGUAUCAGUGGUUAGUACGGCAUUAUCUCUUCUACAGAGAACAUCGCGGAGAUCAAACCUCGUAUUCGUGCUUUUAUCUCGAACGGAGAUGAUAGUUAACAAGUGUCAUCGUGCGCUGAAUGCGCAGAUUUCGCUUCGACAGCUGUUAAACGCAAGCAUCUUCCGUACAAUUCUUCGCAGACUACGAAAAAUCUUCCGGUAAUUACAUAAUAGAUAUUGACGGAAACACGUUGCUGGACGUUUAUAUGCAAAUCUCGACAAUGCCCUUAGGAUACAAUCAUCCGGCGAUGUUGGAGGCUCUUAACGAUCCUAUUAAUCAA